UGUCAUCUUUAUUGCUGCGCGCGCGCGCCGGGUAGUUGUAGCGCAGACUGUGCGCAGAAACACCGGCUGAGCCUCGUCCCCCUCCUUAACGGCCACGACCAUCUGCCGCCUCUUUUGCACGUUCAAACCCAGCAGAUGAUUUCUCUCAGACGUCUAGCUUCACUUGGCACAGCCGACAGAGCGUCUCGAAGAGCAGCUGUGCGGAAAACCAGCAGAGAAAAGAGACCGCUCUCUCCGCGCGCACAGCUCUCAACGUAACUUACGAGAGCCGGGGCCGUUUGCAUGCAACCCGUCUGCAGAGACAGACUUUUGGAUCAGAGAGACGAAGCGGAUUUAAAUUAAGCACCGGAUAACACACAGCAACUCUGCAUCCUUCGGUGAGGGAGGGAGGGAGGCAACUGUUUUGUGUCUUAGAAGCCCUGGGUUAGGAGAGGGGGGGAGGAGGAGGAGCAGAGAAUGAGCUAUUCUUGUACCAGCAGAGGCAACAGCCAGGACCCAUCAAGCGUUAAGCAGCCUGCCGGUAGUAAUCCAGCCAGAGACGCCGGAGGCAAAAACAGCGGCACGGACAGCACAGGUAACGGCAGCCCGAAGCAGACAACGGCGAUGAAAGUGAAGAAGGGCUGCAACUCGUCUGAGGUGGGAGUCCCGGUGACCACGGAGGAAGACCUGCUCGCAAGCACGGUGAUCACUCCGGAGGAUGUUCUGGGCUUGGAGAAGAUCACAGAGAAUUAUCUGUGCAGCCCAGACCAGAACAUUUACAACAUUGACUUCACCAGGUUCAAGAUCAGAGACAUGGAGACGGGCACAGUGCUGUUUGAAAUCACAAAGCCCCCAUCUACAGAUAAAGCAGGAGAGAAGAGGGACAUUGAUCCAAAUGCUGGCCGAUUUGUCCGUUACCAGUUCACCCCCGCUUUCCUUCAACUACGGCAAGUCGGAGCCACUGUUGAGUUCACAGUUGGCGAUAAGCCGAUAGAAAACUUCCGGAUGAUUGAGAGACAUUAUUUCAGAGAGAAGUUGCUCAAGAGUUUUGACUUUGAGUUUGGCUUCUGCAUGCCCAGCAGCAAGAACACCUGUGAACACAUCUAUGAAUUCCCACCUCUGUCAGAGGACAUAAUCAGAGAGAUGGUCCUGCACCCUUACGAGACACAAUCCGACAGCUUCUACUUUGUGGACAAUAAGCUGGUGAUGCACAAUAAGGCAGACUACUCAUACAAUGGCGGGACGUAGAGAUGACACACCAACACGAGACGCAGGCGGAUUUAUGGACCCAACCUGAUGGACAAUCAGAGAACACUGGUGGGGUUAACAUCCUGUCCAUCCAGCAGUGUGUCUCUCUUACUUUUUCUCUAUGUCAAUUUUCCUCCUGAGAAAAUGCAAGAACAGAUGUGUCAGUUCCAGUUGAUGUGUGUGUGUCUGUGUGUGUAAGUGGAUGGGUGUUUUUCAAAACCUACAAAGAAGCUGCAAACACACACACAUGGAUGCAUACAGUGGCAUUGCUCUAACAAAGGAAGUCCGCAACAUAAUAUACCAGCAGGUGAGCAACUUUUUAGUAUUAGAUGGUUUUUAUCUCUUAAUGUGAUAUUAAAAAAAAUCACAUACUGACAUAAACUAUUUUUUUCAUUGAUGUCGAGGUUAUAAACAUAUCUUACAAAAAAAAAAACGUUUUUAGGACUUCAGAUAGAGUUCCGAGGAAUGAAUCCUCUGAUUCAGCGAGUGUGUGUUUGAUGUGUGUUUGUGUUUCUUGUCUUUUUGUAUGAUUGUGUGUCUGCGUGUGUUUAAGUAGCAGUUUGAAGCAUGAUUACUGGUCUGGUAAAAAAAAAUAAAUAAAAAAAAAAUAGUAAAAGGUAAGUAGUUCUGAAUUUAUCUCUGAUUUUCUUCUUAACUCCUUUGCCCCUGGUGUGUUUGUUGAGUCAUGUGACCUGUAAUAACAGUAGAACAUACUGUAUGAACUUCAUUGUAUUCCCUCAAAGCACAAAAUCUUUACAGCAACAAGGAAACUUGUAACGACGUGUAACUUUGUGUCUGAGUUAAAGUUGGCUCUUGGAAAACGUCUAAACAGUUAUGUAGGAAAACUUAGAUUCGUUAACUGUUUCUUGUGUCGCAAAGCAGAAGAAGGUUGGGGAAUGUAGCACAACAAAUCACCCUUAAAACUCUGUUUCUUCUAAUAUUUGUUUCUAUGAACAUCCUUUGUCAUGUUGGAUUUGCAGUGCUGUCUCUCUGUCACUGAUUUCUGCCUCUCGAAUAUUAAUGUGUUUUGACACAUUUCAUUAAUUUGGAGCUGAUUGCGUUCAUCUGCUGACAUUUGACUUUUUUUUCUCAACUGAACUGUCUCAAGAUGCCUCUAAAUUGUAAUAUGUACCCUUUCAGAGAUACAGCCUGACUCUAGUAUCUAAAAAAAACUUCUUUUUUUUUUAAUUAGUCAUCUCUUUAUGUACUCUGAUUUGAUGUGCUGGAAAUUAUGUUAAGUUUGUGACUUUGAAGACAUUAUAUUACAUUUAAAUGAUUUAAAUGUAAAUAAUUUUUAGGCUAGUUGAGCCCAGGCUGUGAAGAGCAGCAUCCAGCAGGAAAGAAGUAAUGUGAAUGUUCUUAUUGUAUGUUCAGAUCAAUGUAAAAAUAUGGUUUAGACUUUAAUUCCUUCUCAUGUGAUUCAGAUUUCCAUGGCUUUGUUGUUUAGGCCUAAACAAGUUGCACAGGAAUGAAACAAAUGUGGUUAAAAAUGUGAAAUGAACAGGAGGGAGUUCAGAUCAUAAAUGAUCAGAGAUUAAACUGAUUGACUUGAAUGUUUUAUCAAAAAAA
Molecule: messenger RNA, 2796 nt
Organism: Melanotaenia boesemani (Boeseman's rainbowfish)
Lineage: Eukaryota; Metazoa; Chordata; Actinopteri; Atheriniformes; Melanotaeniidae
Gene: unc119a2
Product: unc-119 homolog b (C. elegans)
Exons: 5
Coding region: 457-1227 (256 amino acids)
Biological process (GO): positive regulation of protein tyrosine kinase activity; negative regulation of caveolin-mediated endocytosis; nervous system development
Cellular component (GO): spindle midzone; centrosome; spindle pole
Molecular function (GO): lipid binding
Source: RefSeq, a predicted model, not a curated record